AUGGGAAGCAGCACCGGCGGCAGCAACGACGUCGAAGCUGGAUUCGCCGAAUUGCAAGGCGAAGACUUUGAGUUGGGGUAUGAACAUCUCUCGCCACCAUGCCCGUAUCUUUUACGACUUCCAAACGCCGGCGUUUUUGCCCUUGAAGUUCUGGGAAAGAAUGGGUGCUUCAAGGAAGGCGUGCUUCAUCUUCACGGUAACCCUCCGAUUAAGCUCAAUUCGCAAGACCUUCUCCAGAUCGGAGACAAGGAAUUUAAUUUCUUCUUGCCAGUGAGGAGUAUUCUUAGUGGCCCAAUUGGUCCUAGCCAUCACGUUGGUGUUAACAUGAAUUAUCCUCCUGCUGUUGCUGGUGGCUCUUCAGCAAUGCCUGUCCCUCAUCAUGGUCAGCACCAUUUUAGAUUGCUGGAGGCGGCGGAUUCGACACCGGAACAGAUUGGGGACGGUGGUUGA
This is a messenger RNA of Oldenlandia corymbosa var. corymbosa, 450 nucleotides long. The record is from the annotation of a GenBank genome assembly. NCBI's taxonomy places the organism in Eukaryota, Viridiplantae, Streptophyta, Magnoliopsida, Gentianales, Rubiaceae.